AUGCCGCUACCAACACUCAACCGCCGGCAAACAAGUGUCCGACAACAGAGGCGGCGGUAUCUGCUGCUACCGCUGUUGGCCACCGUCCUGGCACUGGCCGGUCUAGCGACGAGCUCACCCACCAAGUACAACUUCAAUGUGACCAAGGCGCUAAGGAUUGAGAGCAGCACGUGGAUGAAGCCGUGCGGCUACAUUACACAGGGAAGCGUUGAACGGGUGAAGAAUAACAGCUUCACCAAGAGCGCCAAAUUGCAUAACAUGGAGCGGCAGAUCAAGCUGGCGCUGCUCGAUCUGAAGAAUUGGCACAAUCUGAACGGCAGCAAAACGGGCAUCCUCACCUGGAACGACCCCCAUCGCAAGUGCCAGUUUAAGUUCCUGAAACCCUUCUUGAAAAAUGAGUCAAGCUGGGAGCGACGACUUUCCGUGUAUUGGGCACACCUGAAGCUGGUACGUCUGUUCCACCAAAAUCACACCGAAACCAACAUUAACCGGGAGCAGUCGGAUGCGCUCGAAAGCGUAAACGAGUCAACGCGACAGUUGCUCUGUAUGGUGCAGGAGUACCGUGGCGUGACUAAGCGACAAAAUAAGCUUAUUGACGCGGAGCACAUGGAGGCAUUGAUCAACUUUAAUAUCACGGACGCUAUUGAGAUCAAGCUUCACAUAUUGUACAUCAUGUGUCGGUUAAAUUGCUUCCUGAAAGAUAUGCGCAAACACGUGCGCCAGCUCAGUGGAAAGGAUCGCCAUCCGCCGGGCAUGGUGAUGAACUUCAAGAACUGCAAGCAAUGCUCUUACGUCAACAAUUGCAAAUCGGUCAAUAGGAAGCACCGGAAGCAACCGGUACAUCAGCAACGGCGACAGCACAACCGUAACAGCCAGCAGAACCAAACGAACCAGCAGCAGCAGCCCAGCAGACGGCCGAAAGGACAAAAAGGUACCCGUGCGCCGAACAAUCGUGCGCAAAACAAGCAGGGUUAG
Molecule: messenger RNA, 975 nt
Organism: Anopheles moucheti
Lineage: Eukaryota; Metazoa; Arthropoda; Insecta; Diptera; Culicidae
Exons: 3
Coding region: 1-975 (324 amino acids)
Source: RefSeq, a predicted model, not a curated record